This is a messenger RNA of Ostrea edulis (European flat oyster), 407 nucleotides long. RefSeq lists its product as uncharacterized. The transcript is spliced from 4 exons. The coding region runs from base 44 to 373 and encodes 109 amino acids. NCBI's taxonomy places the organism in Eukaryota, Metazoa, Mollusca, Bivalvia, Ostreida, Ostreidae. The record is from RefSeq and is a predicted model, not a curated record.
UUGAAAGCGAUAGAAUAGAAAGGACAGGUGACAAGAAUUCAGAAUGAUUGCAACAUUCCUCUAUGUUUUCCUUCUUAUGACUGGAGUCGAGUUGAGUAAACACAGAGGAUCUCAAAUUCCAUGUAGUUUUGGAGAAUACGAUUUGAACAGGGAUGGAAUCAUUCUCAUAACCGAAUUCCUGUAUGCUGCAGAUGGUUAUGAGAAAAUGAGUCCGGAGACCAUUUUUAACACACUAGAUAAAAAUCAUGAUGGCAAAGUGAUGCGUGUCGAAUUCAUAAAACCUUCUCCUGGGCUUUCACGUAAGGGCAUUUUUGAUCACUGCAAACGACGCAAGCCGUGUAUUUGGGACUGUGAUGGAUGUAGCAAUUGUUAGCAUGAACGUUAAUAAAUAAAAACAUUGUACAGUU